Purpureocillium takamizusanense is the source of this 1333-nucleotide messenger RNA. RefSeq lists its product as uncharacterized. The coding region runs from base 387 to 1130 and encodes 247 amino acids. The transcript has 2 exons. Gene Ontology annotation, molecular function: phosphatidylcholine lysophospholipase A1 activity. NCBI's taxonomy places the organism in Eukaryota, Fungi, Ascomycota, Sordariomycetes, Hypocreales, Ophiocordycipitaceae. The record is from RefSeq and is a predicted model, not a curated record.
CCACUACGUGCCGUCGUCUCGUCGCGUGAGCCUCAUCCCAUUCUCAUUCAUGCUUCGUUCGCCUUUUGCAGCAUUACGUUGUUUCUUCUCCCUUUUCCCGCCGCCAACCGCCCCAGCGCCAAAGCAGCUCAGCAUAUGUACGCGCAGCCGCCGGCCACCCACUAACUUUCAAUACCAUCGUGCCCGACACGCCCAGCCUUUCUCUCCGUCACAGCCCGCCAUGGCUGGCCCCCCGCUCACGAUCCUCUGCUUCGGCGACUCCCUCACGCAGGGCUUCUUUAACUAUGGGCUGGGCGAGCACCCAUACUCUUUGAUCCUCGAGGACCGUCUCCGCCACGAGAUGCCUACCCGGCGCAUCCAAGUCCGCACGAGCGGGGUUCCUGGCGAUGUCGCCUCCCACGAGCCCUUUCUGCGGCGCCUCGAGCGGGAAUGUGCGUGACGCCAGGCUGCCACCUUAUCUAUACCCGGUAUCCCUCUCGACGCGGCCAUCGAGUGAAACUGACAAAGACACCGGCAUCCAGGCGAUGCCGAGAAAUUCGACUGGGUCAUCAUGCUGGCCGGGACAAAGUGAGCGUCCUGCUGCUGGCCUGUACUAUACCUACCUACAGGCUACCGCCCACUGCAUAACCACAUUACUAAUGCGCGGCGUCAGCGACCUGGCAUACUAUCCCGAUGCGCAGCGCAUCCUCAACAGCCUCAAGAAGUGCUGGGCCGUUCCUCUGUCCCGGGGCUUCAAAGUGCUCGCCCUCACGGUGCCCGAAUGCUCCGCCCAGGUGCCGCAGAUCAACGCCGCGCGCCGCGAGCUCAACGCGGGCAUCCUCACCCACGCAGAGCCCAACUUCUACACCAUGGACUUGCACGAGAAACUCCCGUAUCACUCGCUCUCCCCGGAAGAACGCAGCGAAUACUGGAGCGACGGGCUGCAUCUCACCGCCGAGGGAUACGACUGGAUGGGCGGUCACAUUGUCGAGGGCCUGCUCAAGAUCCUGCCCGAAGCGGCCGUGCCACGAACGCCUUCGGGGCCUCGGAAAACACGUCAUAGCGACGGGCGGACGCUUGUCGAGGAGUUGGGCGACCCCAAGAAACUUAACGAGGGCUACGUCGUGGUGAGGAAGAAGGACUUGGACUAGAGGGCGGUCGUCGUACGCAGACCAUGACGUUCUCAUUGGUGCUUUUCUUGUGUGGGCGUCGACGAGGGAGGCGCUCGGGUGUUCUUUGUUACAAGCGGGCGAAACUCACAGGCUUAAUGGAUGACGAGCUAUGUUUGGACGCAGCGGCGUUGUUGGGAUUCGACAUUCUAGACUAUAGCAAUGCAUACGACUCUUGGCGCUUG